AUGCGAAUACUUCAAAAAUUGAAUUUGCUUGAUGAGAUACUUGGUGUAAAUAAUCCAGGAACACAUUUUACAGUCUUCAACAAUGACUUUACCCCAUUAAUUGAAUUUCGAUCGCCAUCUGUUGAAGGUCUUCCACAACUAACUCUAUGCAUUGCACGUUCAAAGCUCCAUGACAUACUCAACAAAAAUGUGCCAUCAUCGAUUACAGUGCACUGGAAUCGUGGCAUUACAUCUGCUGAAGAACUUGAAGAUGGAAAAGUUUUAGUGACUUUGAUGGAUGGCCAUCAAGAAAAAUGUGACUUACUAAUUCAUGAACUUAGAUUUGCCGGUCCAAUCUCCAUUGUCGCACGUACUCGACCUUUAAACAAGCCAUCACCUCCUCUAGAUACGACAUGGGGUGGUGUACUUGCCGACAAUGGACAUUUUCUUUUUAUUGCACCAACCGAUCAAACAAGUGCAUUUUGGAGUGUGAGCUAUUUAUCAGAGACACCUUGCGAACCGAAACAUGUCGGAACAAUGAGUGAAGCCAAAAUCGAACAAGUACUACUCGGUGCUGAACAACGUUUGAGACCAUUUGGUGAACCGAUACCGACUCUUUUCAAAGAAACACUACACAGUAGUAUUGCCGUAAAGCAACGCCAAAGACAUGGUGCCCAUCAAGAAUCAUGGUUCAGUGAUUUUUAUCGGUGA
This is a messenger RNA of Rotaria sp. Silwood1, 690 nucleotides long. The record is from the annotation of a GenBank genome assembly. Lineage: Eukaryota; Metazoa; Rotifera; Eurotatoria; Philodinida; Philodinidae.